AUGCCUCUGAUCGAAGAACUCCCCGUGACUUCAACCCACAACCGCCCAUCUCACGGCUGGACCUACGUUCCCGACACGGGCGCCCCCAACCCGAUCCCCUCUGCACCACUCUUACUCGGCUCGCGCAAACGCGGCCGCGAUGGAACAACCACACACGCGUCAACUGCGCAGUCGCAGGCCGCGGCGCACAAAUUGUCCGCGAAACAGGAGAAAGCCAUCCAACAGCGCCUGAACGAUCUGGGCAAAGAAAACUACCGCGACGUCCACAUCCCCGUGCCGAAGAGAGAUGGAGUGGCGGCUGGGAAAGGCAGAGAGCGGGAAAAGGAAAAAGAUCGAAAACCGUCGCAGAACGUUCGCCGGAUUCUGGCGUAUAGUCGCACGUUUCAGCAUUAUCUGGCCGACGAGGAGGCUGGGGUCAAUGUCUAUGGGAGUGCUGGGAUCGUGAGUGGCGUCGUGGGAGGAGUGUCGAAUACGGGCGCAGCUAGCGGUGGGCAUGCACAAGGACAGCAACAGCAGAAACCGGCAGAUUCGAAAAGAGUACGAGGAGGGGCGAUGGUCGAUAAGGAGCAGGAGAAGAUGACCACUGCAGCAGGGCGGCGAAAUGGGUCGUUGAAACAGAAACAGACAGUUUCAACGCCGACAAUGACAACGACAUCUACGAAUACAACUACAAGGACGACCAAGACCAGGAAAGGUGGAGCUAUUGAAUCCGACACGUCUGUUAAAACUGAGAGUCGGGCUGUCAUGGGAGAUACGGAUGUCGAUAUGGCUGAUGCCCCUGAUAUUCCUUUGGUGUCGGUGUCAGCGGAAACAGGAACAAGUGCACAACAAACGCAAAUCCAACAGUCUCCGUUGCCAUCGACGUCGACUGAUCCGAAUCAACUAUCGCAAUCGCAAUCGCAAUCGAACCAGAUACCAGAAGACUCUGUCGUUAGUUACGAUCCAGCACUGGACCGCGACCCUCUUCUCCGCACGCGCGACCUGCCCAAAAUGCCCUCGGAGCGCGUGAUGCAGGCGCUCCUCGCCGAGCCGCCACUCAGCUAUACGGCAGCACGGGCGAAGCCGCUUGGAGGGGCCGUUGAUGGGAUGUCGGUGUCGACACGCGCAGGUGGUGUUAGUGGUGGUGGUGGUUCGUCCAGUCUACUCCGACCUCAGCGCUGGUUUUGCACUAUUUGCGGAUACUGGGGUAAAGUGCGGUGCAAAAAUGGCUGUGGUGAGAGGGUGUGUGGCUUGCUCGAGUGUUGGAGGGGACAUGAGGGCGUUUGUUCUCUGGGUGCGUAUUGA
Molecule: messenger RNA, 1284 nt
Organism: Capronia coronata CBS 617.96
Lineage: Eukaryota; Fungi; Ascomycota; Eurotiomycetes; Chaetothyriales; Herpotrichiellaceae
Exons: 1
Coding region: 1-1284 (427 amino acids)
Biological process (GO): chromatin remodeling
Cellular component (GO): Swr1 complex
Molecular function (GO): nucleosome binding
Source: RefSeq, a predicted model, not a curated record